Messenger RNA from Odontomachus brunneus, 1043 nucleotides. RefSeq lists its product as uncharacterized. Gene Ontology annotation, biological process: signal transduction. The transcript has 7 exons. The record is from RefSeq and is a predicted model, not a curated record. Lineage: Eukaryota; Metazoa; Arthropoda; Insecta; Hymenoptera; Formicidae. Bases 126 to 893 code for a protein of 255 amino acids.
UGCAUCCGACAGUUCUAAAAAAUUUUAAGCAUACGAUUAGGAAACAAAUUGCGCAUGUAAAUAUGUUUCAUGGUGAAAAAGAAUUGUACAAGAAGGAAAACGUAUAAUAUAGGAAAAUUUCAGAGAUGGGCAUUCAAAACUCAAAACGGCAAGAUGUGGGUGACGACAUAAUAUCGCAAAAGUCUUUGGACGCAGUGAAGGGACUUAUACAUUUUCUAAAAAAACAUGCUAGAGUAGAAGGAUUGUUUCGUCGGGCAGGACGUCGCAAGCUUCGACGGCAUAUCCUGAAUUCUCUGAAAAAAGGACAUAAGCCGCAUUUCGAAGAUUCGAACAAUUCAGCUUUGGAAUGUGCGGCAGCCUUACAAAUUUUCCUUAGCCGUCUUAAGAAACCUAUUAUGCCGCAGCAUGUGCAAGAAUUGAUUCUCGCUGAUAACCCAGGUGUAGAAGCACAAGUUAUCGCACAGGAUGCUUUAGGACUUAUUAAACAGGACGUCGGCGGUCGCCACGGUGAGCUUCUGAACGAUAUUUUGGAUCUCUUGAGACACUUGACGCUAUCGGGACCAUCUUCGGAGUGUUCCGAAUUACGAGGAUCACCUUUACCUAUUGUUCUUCUACCGGUGUUUUUUAAUUUAUCGUCCGGUGAUUUGAUAAAAUGGAAACAGGUUGCGGCCAGAUUCAGCGAAUUAAUUACGGAAGCCGCUGAACAAUUUCACCGGAACGAACAACAUGCCACUCAUACGGAAACUACAUUAAAUUCGACAAGUGUUGCGGACGUAGCUUCAACAUCUUUAGAAGAGUCUGAACAAUUAACGAGGUUGCAGGAACUUUCUUUACUGUACCCUAUCAUCCGAUUUACAGACCAUUAUAACGCUUGUAAGAUAAAUAUCGUUUAAUAAUUUAGGCCACGUUGGCGAAAUGGCACGUAUUCUUAUUACACCGUUGCAACAUCCAACAUCGGUUAGCAGAUUACAUCCGGCACUUAUUAAUUCUAAUUAGAUAUCAAUUAUUGAGCAAAUGUAUAAAUUUUUGGUGUAAAUCAUUGU